AUGGCGGACCAAAUUGCCGACGCGGUCGAGUCGUACGAUCCAUCCGCAUCCUCCAUCCUGAACAAACUGCCGGGCAAACGCAUCGACGCCUACAUCCGCAAAGUGUCCAGUCGAGGCAUCCCCGAGCAAGGCGAGACAACAGGAGGUUAUGCUGAAGACUACGCUCAUCUGUCCCACAUCCCGCUCUUCCCGCUCUACUCGGAAGAGCAACGCAAAAUCCUGGCCAAGAAAUGGGGCGAGACCAGCAAGUGGCAGGACUGGGGCAAGCAGGACUUGGACAUGAAGACCAAGUUGACCAUGAAAGGAAUGGACAUGAUGGGCGGCGGCCAUCUAGGCACCGUCACCGCAACAAAAUGGUUGGUAAGGACCAUAGGUGGCCUGGAGACCAUGGCUGCAAGCGUGGCUGUGGAUCAAAAUCAACUCGUCGUCAUCACGAGAUGGAUUGUUCCUGCCCGACAAGGGACGCCUUGGCUUGUUGACGUAUUCGAGCAUCGAUGGCUGGAUCCGAAUAGCACUCGGGGCAAGAUGUCCAAGGUUUCCGGCAACGCCGUCCUCCUCAAACCGGGCCAACCUACCGAUACCAAGGUGACAUUCAAGGUUUUCGACAACGAGGCCAAGGGUAUGAAGAGCCAGAAGACGUGGUCGAAAAAGCGCGGAAUAGAGGCCUCGUGCGACGCAGUCAUCCUGGUCGAGGGAGGAGUAGACGUCCCCUUGGAGAUGGUUGCGCGCUUCCAGCGCGUGUGCAGUGUUUUCGAGGGCCGAGAGAUGCAGAAGCGGUUUGAGGAUCAGUGGAAAGUUCCGAUUCUACGUUGA
Fonsecaea multimorphosa CBS 102226 is the source of this 813-nucleotide messenger RNA. RefSeq lists its product as uncharacterized. The record is from RefSeq and is a predicted model, not a curated record. Bases 1 to 813 code for a protein of 270 amino acids. The transcript has 2 exons. Lineage: Eukaryota; Fungi; Ascomycota; Eurotiomycetes; Chaetothyriales; Herpotrichiellaceae.